Apus apus (common swift) is the source of this 2461-nucleotide messenger RNA. Its product is annotated as vitamin K-dependent protein C-like. Gene Ontology annotation, biological process: blood coagulation; proteolysis. The transcript is spliced from 9 exons. The record is from RefSeq and is a predicted model, not a curated record. Gene Ontology annotation, molecular function: serine-type endopeptidase activity; calcium ion binding. NCBI's taxonomy places the organism in Eukaryota, Metazoa, Chordata, Aves, Apodiformes, Apodidae. The coding region runs from base 1058 to 2359 and encodes 433 amino acids. Gene Ontology annotation, cellular component: extracellular region.
CUGUUCUCAUUAAUUUUGGCUGAAAUUUUUCUAUUGAAUUGCUGAAUUUUGAGGAUAAGGAAGUUAUCAGUCAAGCUUCACAGUGCGUGUUCACAUCUUGCCCAGCUGUAAUUUUGGAUGCCACAGUCUUUUGGGUAUUUUUUAGCACAAGUCCAAAAUGGAUGGACUUUGAAACAUAAACCUCUGUGUGUUUAAAGAGAGUUUGUUUUCAAGAAAGUCCAUGGCCAAGUUUGUAAGAGGAAAAUAAAAAAGAACCUUUAUAAGCAGUCAGGACCCUGCUAAACAGUGUCAGUGGAAGUGAGCUGUGAUCCUGGGGAGACCCACAUUUUCCCAACAGUCAGUGGCACUUUCUCUUCUGAAAGACCUCUAAGGAUACAUGGUUGCACAGGUAAUUUGCAGGACAUGUACUGUACAGCUCACAGAGGUUUGUGCCAUCUCUCAUGCAAGAAAACUUAAGAAAGGGAUUGUGGUUUCUCUCUACAAUGUUAUCUUCAAAAUGUAAUAGAAGAUUUUGUGCUGACAAGAGCCAAUCCAGUACACCAGAAGAUGCAGUGUGCUGGUACAAGAUUCUUGCCUGGACUGGUGGGGCAGACACUGCCUGCUCAUGGCUGUCAGGGGCCUUGUUGCCUUGGCUCUUUGAUGGUGGAACCUUUGUUGAGGCAGUAAAGUAGGAGGACUCUUAAAACAGUAAUAGGUAUUCCCUUUGGGUGAUGACAUCCCUGAGAAGGUGGUAGGAUCUCCAGAUACCUCGGCACGGGAUGGCUGUGCUUACAAACAAAAUACAACCGUUUCUACUUGCCAGAGAAUCAAAAGAAAAACAGAUUUGAAAACCACAAGAGUGGAUGCCUCAGCUGUUUUGACUGUUCUCCCACAUGCAUGUAAAUCGUCAAGCUCCCCCUGAAGCUCUGUUUGUUUAAUGACUAAAAAGAAAGCACUUCAUGUCACUCUGAAGAGUAAAUAUCUGAAGUUACGGAUUAACCAAGUUCCAGCAGAGCCCAUGGCAGAAGAAUAGAUCACACCGAUUCACACUGAAUAAAGCAGUGACUCCCGUGGCAUUAUGUGGAAACUCCUCACCAUAGGGGUGCUGCUGGCUGCCGGCUGCUCAUCAGUCUGUAGUACCUCAAUAUUUUACAGCAACAAAGAUGCAAACCAGGUCCUCAAAAUCCAAAAGCGGGCAAACUCUUUUCUGGAGGAGCUCAAGCCAGGCUCGAUGGAGCGUGAGUGCUUUGAGGAGCCAUGUGACUUUGAGGAGGCCAGUGAGAUAUUUGAAACCAAGGAAGCAACACUAAAUUUUUGGAGCAAGUAUGUAGAUGGAGAUCAGUGUAACCCACAUCCUUGUUCCAAUGGGAUCUGCAAGGACAACAUUGGAAAAUUUUCAUGCAUCUGUAACAAAGGCUGGGAGGGGUUUUUGUGCAAUUAUGAGGUCAGAUACACCAACUGUUCUGUCAAUAACGGAGGAUGUGACCAUUUCUGUAGGGAAGACCCUGCCAACCAGGGCCGCUCUUGCAGUUGUGCCUCUGGCUACCAGUUGAUGAAUGACCAUGCCACGUGCAAGCCUGUAGUGGAGUUCCCCUGUGGAAGAGUGAAAAUGGACUAUGUUGACACCAAAAAUGGACUGAAUAUUCGGCUCAUUGAGGGAAAAACAGGGAGAAGGGGAGGCAGCCCUUGGCAGAUUAUGCUGCAAAACAGCAAAGGGAAGUUCCUGUGCGGGGGUGUUCUCAUUCAUCCAUCUUGGGUCCUAACAGCAGCACACUGCACUGAGACAGAAGAGAGGCUCAAAGUAAGAGUUGGUAAAUUCCACCGUCUCCGUACCGAGAUAGAUGAGCAAGCCAUUUGGGUUGAUAAAUACGUGAGCCACGAGAAUUACACCAAGGAGACCUCGGAUAAUGACAUAGCCAUGCUGCACUUGGCUGAGCCCGUCGCGUACAACAAAUACGCGCUCCCUAUCUGCCUUCCCACCCGUCACCUGUCAGAACAGGAGCUGAUGAGAAGUGGGAAGCAGAUGCUGGUAACUGGCUGGGGCAGCACAAGUGAAGUUGACACCAUUUACUCUAAUCUCCUCAGUUACAUCCAAAUCCCCAUCGUUGCGCGGAAUGAGUGCGCCCAGGCCAUGAGAUUUCCUGUCACUGACAACAUGCUGUGUGCUGGGAGCUUGGGAGACAGAAAGGAUUCCUGCACUGGGGACAGUGGAGGCCCCAUGGUCACUACAUAUAAGGAGACGUGGUUCUUGGUAGGACUGGUGAGCUGGGGUGAAGGCUGUGGAAGCAGGGAGAAAUUUGGAGUCUACACCAAAGUUAGUCAGUACCUUGAGUGGAUCCAGCACCACAUAGAUGAGAUGUCAGUUUCAUUGAAGGGCUGACUUGGUACUGAGGGGCUGGAAUAUUGUGGCUACGUGCUAGUGACAGUAAGCAGUGUAAUGGACUGUCACCUCUGCAGCAUUAAAUGUUGAGUGUAUGUUAAA